GGUGGACUGCGCUUAUGUGGCGCGUGAUAUCGAGAGCCAAGAUGGUGUCUGAAAGGUCACAGUUUCAGUAAGGAGGGAUUAAAGGGCGGGACGUGUGCUUGUUUGGCUACGAGUAAUGAAUGGAGACGUGGUUGCUCCACUUACUGGCAAUACCUGGGAUUAGCAGCGGGAUAAAGAGCCAAAAUAAUGAGGGAUCCAGAAAUGGGUGGAGAAUCGAUUUGUUUAUUUAAAUCUGUAAAAAAGAGGCGAUUUUUCUUUGCCAGGAAUAACAGAUUCUGGUCGAUGAUGUGUUGUUUAGUUUGAUGUGAUGGCGGCCGAAUGCACACAAGAAGCGGUUUUAUGUUUUCUAACAGAGAGAGGAGGGAGAGUGAAGAACACGGAUUUAAUAAAGCACUUCGGAUCUUUCCUUUCCACUGACCCCGAGAGGAAAGCUGCGGUUAAAGGGACGUUUAAGAGCUUCGUCGACAGCGUGGCGGUGGUGCAAGUGGAAAACCGAGAGAAAUACGUGUGUCUGAGAAAAAGGUUCAGAGGGUCUGUGAGACGGCAGGAUGGCCGUGAUGGACCGGAGAGCGCCUCCAGACUCAGCGCUGCUGAUCCCCAUGACAACCGCCAUGACGACUGCAUCGCUGUCAAACCGGGCGUGUGUGAGAGCCAUGCGCUCAGCAGCACCGUCCCGUCACAGAACAAAGACGCAGAACAAGAAAUACCGCCUGCAUCGGUUUGCGCCGGCGCUGGUGCGCGCACACCUCCGAAAACCAGUCUGGAUGGAUCAGCUUUACGCGCAUUCACUACAGCCGUGAACACAACUGGGGAUAAAACGGAAAUGGGGAAUCAGCAUGCUGGGAAUACUGGCGCUGGGAACCACAACGGGUCUGUUGGGAUAUCAGAUACAACUCUGCAUGGUGAACAAACUACAGGAGAAUGUAUUCCAGAGAUCUCUGAAACUGAGCCGUCUCACCUACCGGCGACUGACGGAAGUAAGUUCAUCCAUCCUCCAUGUUUACCGACGCGUACUGAAGGCCGGAGCGAAGGCAGAGUUGAUCAGAGUCACUCAGAUAUAUCAGAGAGCGAGUCCGCUCCUACAGCACGUGAGGAAGUGACGGAAAGAGCAGGGAGUGGAUCAACACGUGUCGGUCUGGGCAGCGCGGAUGAGGGACGCAACACACCCAAAGGGAGUCGGAAGAGUUUUACUUCGCACCUGAUGAACAGCUCGCCGCAGAUACGACGCAGCCUGGUGCUGAGGCAGAGCCGACACGCAGCUAAGAACGACGGCGACUUGUGUGUAAACUCCGCGCACAUUGAGGAAGAGAGCGCCGCCGUGACGCUGGACCCCGUGGAGCACGAGUGGAUGAUGUGCGCCUGUGACGGCGAAUGGGAGAGCCUGCGUCGGCUGCUCAACAGCGAGCCAAGCCUCGUUUCCAGAAAAGACUUCGUGACCGGUUUCACGUGCAUACACUGGGCCGCCAAGCUGGGCAAGCACGAGCUGCUCGCAGAGAUUGUGAACUUCGCACGGCAACGCAACGUGGCGCUGGAUAUAAACACGCGCUCGAGCGCCGGCUACACACCUCUCCACCUGGCAGCCAUGCACAACCACACCGAGGUGAUCAAACUCCUGGUGGGCGCGUGUGACGCCGAUGUAGAGACGCGCGAUUACAGCGGCAAGAAGGCGAGCCAGUAUUUGCGCAGCGACGUCGCGAGAGACGUCCUCGACAUAGCUGGAGCCGACGCUACCUGCGAGGAGGUCGCGCUUGGGGACGACGCUGCUCGGUGGAAACUGCCCCGAGUUCUCCAAGCCAACCUCAGGCUGCUGAACCGCAGCGCGAGCGAAGACGACGACUGUGUCGGGGGGCUCACGAGAGACAGGCCACUUCGUCGGAAAUCGUCGUUUAACAAACUGAAGCCCAGACUGAGCAAAAUGCGCGCGGGGAUCACGCCGAUCGUUCACAGCACUUCUCACUUUGAGCGUCUCGAGGGAGCCACGGGUCAAGCGUCCGGCUCGUUUAGAUCCAGACCAAAAUCAAACCUAUUUGGGUGAUUCUGCAAGUGUGGGUUCGGUGGAUGUUAGACCUCUCAGACUUACAGACUGCUUACACUCUCUCUCUCUCUCUCUCACACACACACACACACACACACACACACACACACACACACACACACACACACUAAAAGUCGGGUAUGGAUUACCAGGAGUCAUGACAGACACAAGGGGUCCAGUACAUUAACCUGUCAGGGGGCCAAAUAUUCCUCAUUACUUACCUCCUACAAGCUGAACAUUCCAAGUACACAUAAAACACCAGUGUCUCUACCACCAGAAUCUGAGAUCCAGAUGAGUGCAAAAGUUUGCAUCUCCUUAGGUUUUUAUUAAUCGUAACAUUUGUUAAUUUAAUGCUGUGUUAAUCAAAUUUUAUAACAGUUAAGUCUUUAUCAGCACUUAGCACUUAUCAUCUUUUUUAUUUAUUUCAUUUACUUAAUUCAAGUGCCAAAAUAUUUAAGUUGUUCAAUGUUCAAACUCAUACAGUUUGCUGAAAGCAGACACUUUAAUAGUUUUACAAGACCUAAAAGAAUGCUUUUUAUUUUUAUUUUUACAGAGAUUGAAAAGUUCCUAAAAAUAUAUUCGACUCUACAAAUGGCAUCAUUCGAACCCAAAUGCACCAAAUAAGUGAAAAACCGUAGUGUGUUGGGGGAAAUGAGUAUAAUUCAAUGUAAAAAUUAGUCUAAAAAGCUUAAAAAAGCUAACUUGCUUCAAUCUUGCUGAUUUAUUCAUCAAUUUAGAAGAGAGGGAACACAAAUUUUUACAGUCGCAUAUACAUUUACAUUUACAGCAUUUGGCAGACGUUCUUAUCCAGAGCGACGUACAUAAGUGCUUAAAUCUCUAACAUUGAAUACAUUAAUACUGGCUCACUAGGCUACAUGCUUAAGAUACCAUGAGUUUAAAACGUUUGUUCAAAGUUACAAUGAAAAAAUGUCAAAGGUUGUGUGGUUUUUUGUUUGUUUGUUUUUGUGCAAAAGAUAAGGAAAGAAUGCUAGUUGAAGUGUUUCCUGAAUAAGUAGGUCUUCAACCACCGCUUGAAAAUAGCCAGUGACUCAGCUGUCUGGAACUCUAGAAAAAGUUAAAUCGACCACCUUGGUACCAGAACAGAGAAGAGUCUUGUAGUAUACUUGCCUCUUACCCUGAGAGAUGGUGGAACCAGUCGAGCAGUGCUGGUAGAUCGGAGGGUGCGUGGUGCAGUGCGAGGAGUGAUGAGGGCUUUGAGGUAAGAGGGAGCUGGUCCAUUUUUGGCUUUGUAGGCCAGCAUCAGUGUUUUGAAUCUGAUGCGUGCAGCUACCGGAAUAUAGAAUAUAUUAAAAACGAAGAUUAUGUUGUAGUAGGUUGGAGAUGAUGACACAUGGUGCUUGAAACAAAGCACAAAUUUUGAAUACUCUUGACUAUAAUCCUUUUUUAAACACUUUUAGGUAUACAUCAAAAUAUUAGCCCUGUCGUAAUGUAAAAAUUAUUACUUCGAGCACUUAUUAGACUUAAAUCUAAGCUCACCCUCCACUGAGCCUAAUCCCAGAUCUAAUAUCAGUUCUCUCCUUAAAUAUCGUACCUUAGUCUUUGGCAGCUGCUAACUCCAAACCUUUGUACUGCCAUAAAUAUGGUGAAAUGUGACCAUGUUGUUUUAUUUUUAUUUAACGUAAAGUACCUCAUGGAUGUGCCUGGGUUAAAAGGGAGGUUAAAAAUGGAAUGAUUUAACACCAGCAUUCGUUUAUGCAUAUGAAGUAAAGCACCUAAAAUGUAAACACCAGGCUUACCGGUCUGUAAGUGUAAGUGCUUUGUAUCAAUGACACUACAGUAUAUCCUUCCUGCUUAGUAUAAUUGUCAGAUUCAGUGCUUUACAUUUACCUGAACAUCGAAUGUGAUUUUUUUGCACUUUUCCCUAAGAGAGCAUUAAUCAUUAUGACAAACAAAACCCUUUUUUAAUCAUAGUUCAGUAGUUAUGUAACAUACUGGGUUAGGAAAAAAUUCCUCUGGGUUAAGACGUGAAAAGUCUUGCUAAGUGUUGGAGCAUGUCUGACGAUAUUAGCGUCAUUGUAGUCCCGCGUGAGCAAGCUCGAGCUCGUUCCCUCUUCACACACUGCUGACUCAGUGCUUAGUCAGAUCAGGAGGUUUACCACAUUGAAUUUGGGAAAAACAGCUCUUAAAGGAAUACAACCUUUUUUAUUGGUUGUUGUUGAUUUAAAGUUUAAUCAUUAUUCAGUAUAUCUGUAGCAUGCUAAUGAUUACUGCAUUUGAGCUUUUCAACGCUUCUUUGUAUUGAGGAUCAAUUAAAAAGUAGUUGUGAAGGAGGAAAAAGACAGUUUUGUAAAGUCUUUGAAGGCAUUCUUCAGUUUUAUUUCACGAAACUUUAAGACGUUUCUUCUACGUUCGUUCCGAACAUAAUCAUAAUAACAACGGUUUUGCAUUAAAAAUUAAUUACUUACUUUAUUUUUUAUUUUAUUAAUUUUUUAUCAUUAAUAAUGUAUCUACAGUUAUCUAUAAGAAGAAAUAAUUGUAAACGAAAUGUUUAACAUUUGGACGAUUCAAUUGAAAAUUUUGUAACAUUUUAUGUGAACGAUGUCUGAUUUUUGUAGAAAAGUGUAUUGUGAUCUAAUCAAUCACUCUCGAUAUUAUAAUUAUUAUAUUCUGUCAGGAUAUUGUUAAAUAUAACUACAUUUUAACGUAUUACUUUGUAGUUCGAUUAAAUUAGAUAAACAGCUUUCCUUAAUUUCUGUCUGAAAGCAAAAAACACUUUCUGACAGAAUUCAACAUUUGCCGCAGACUUUGUUUCUGUUUUGUUUUCCUUUGUAUUUCUGUUUCUCAUUUCGGGGAAACGUCUCAGUAUGAUUGCGUGUAGUAAUCACACAUACACUACAGAAGUAAUAGACAGAGAUCAGGUUGGGAGUGUUUCUUUAGGUUGGCUCAAAAUCCUCUCUUUCCCUUUGCUUUGGUUUGUUUGCAUGUUGCUGAAGGUUACGGUACAAAAAUCUCAUGUUGUUAUCAGAAAUAACCCUGUGUACAGAUCGUCCUGAUUCCGAGCUGGAUAUGUAAAGUAAAUUUGGGAAGCUGCUUAAUUUAUUUCAGA
Molecule: messenger RNA, 5102 nt
Organism: Tachysurus fulvidraco (yellow catfish)
Lineage: Eukaryota; Metazoa; Chordata; Actinopteri; Siluriformes; Bagridae
Product: ankyrin repeat domain-containing protein SOWAHC-like
Exons: 1
Coding region: 308-2035 (575 amino acids)
Molecular function (GO): protein binding
Source: RefSeq, a predicted model, not a curated record